AUCUGACCGGUCGGUUUGGCAUAAUAAGGAGAACACCCAUUGAGUUUUGUCUGUGAUAUGCCCGCAGACUUUCUCUCAAAGACGGCCGCUCACUGAAUGUGAACUCGAUUGCGUGCGAAACUUCCACGAUCCAUCGCAUCAUCAAUGUGAGUUUCGCAACGAAAUUUACAAUUUCCCAUUCGACACACAUACUAAUGAUCACUUCCACAGAGUUCACCACCCCCCGGGGGAGGAAUCCCAGGGCACAAACACGUGUGUUCAUGCUUUCUCCUUCCUCUCCCUUCCUCGCCUCAGUCUCCUCUCGUUUUUGCUCUCCUUCGCCUCUUUUUGCGCUUUUCUACAGUCCCUAACUACCGAGAGCCUGGAACAGGCCAUACUGUUCUAAUAACAUUAAACAAUAGGUGACAUCACUGAUAUCUAACCGACUUAGCACACCGUAAGGCAAGCUUGCUAUUAUGACUGUUAUUUUUGUUUUCUUUUUUUUUAUGAAAAUAAAACAAAAAUAAUACAUUUAUAAACGUGGGGUCUCCUGAUAAAAUGUCGGGAUAAUGCCGUCGCUGAGAGAAUCUAUUAUAGCUUGGUUUGACUUUUUGAGAGAGAUCUAGAGAGAGGGGGAGCAUGGCAAGAUGGACAGGAGCCGAGUUGCAUUAUGGGCUCUAAUUAACAUAUUUUCCGCUAAUUCAUUUGUCAGCGGUUAUUACUGUAAUGUCAUGAGUACCAACCUCAGAACGACACCGAACGUUUUGAUGGCGGUGUUUUUACAUGUGCUCUUGAUCUCGGAAAAGCAUGGCUUUCAAACGUGUAAAGAUCUGCUAAACUGUAGGUUGUAAGCAAGUUUUGGACGGCCACGGCUGUAUUAGCCACCGAGCAAACAGAUGACAGAAAAGUUCUGCGGGCUUUGCCAGGCGAAUGGCCUGAAAAGACAGCUUGUUCUAUUCCAGUUGAAUUUGGAAGAAGCGAUUUUGUUGUGUGAAAACAAGGAGUGCGUGUAUCCUCUUGGAGUUACGGACAAUGCCAACUUAAUCGUGAGUCGCAAAGCUUCGGAGGUCAACUCGUUCUUAAACUUGAAGAGAAGAAGGAAGAAAAAGUCAAAACCAAGAGAAACAGAGGAACCUGAAAAUGUUUCUCCAGAGUCCACAUGUCCUGAGCAUUUGCUGCAAUGGCAGAAUGUUGAUUCACUUUGUUGGCUUCAUUCUCUGCUGUCUCUAGUUGUCAACAAUGCAACCUUGAACACUUAUGUUAAAAUACUUCCCCCAAAUGUGGACUCAGUGUUAAGGACAUUGACCAAAUCCUUCAACAAGGCACAAGAGUUAUUAACAAGAAACAGAGAACAGGCAGAGAAGGAUUUAUAUGAUGUGAGAGAGAAGGUGUGGAACUAUUUAAAGCCCAAGAUGAAGUGUGAACGUGGAGUGAAUGACAGCCCAGUAAUGGCAUUGCCUCUUCUGUUACGGGAAAAUAGCGUAUUAUCAGAAAAAAUGCUUCAAGUUUAUCAGUGGGAAUUUAACUGUACUACCUGUGGGUAUCAUCAAAUUAACAAGAGGAAAAAGCACUUGGCAACUUUUCCAAAUGUGACAGAAGACUUCAGUCUGCAGAAUCUUGUAUUUACACGACCAUGCUAUAAAUGUGGAGUUCCUGAGCAGAGAAGUAGACUUUUAUUUGACAGAAUGCCUGAUUGCAUUUUCUUGCACUUUGAGCAAGGUUUGAAUUUGGAAAGAUUUCAAGAGCUUGAUCUUGGUCAUUAUGUCAUGACACAGUUCAUCCAGUACAAAAGAAAUCCUGACCACUUCAUUUGCUGGACAAGAGACCCUGGAGGUACAAGAGUGUUGCAUAUUAAGUCCGUCUGUCACUCUAAAGCUCGAAAUAAUGUUAAAAUUAUCUACAGUACAUGCAGUUUGACAUAAUCAUCUUUAUGGAUGUCAGUGUACAAAUGUUAUCCGUGUAGCUAAGUGACUUGUAGUAAAUAAGCAGUUGAUUCUUGUGGGUUUUUCUUUUCAUUAUUUCAAUGGUGUAGUUGGAUGGUUUAGUUCUCUUACAUGAGAAUUGUUUGUUUUCAGGGUUCAAACAUCGGGCACCAAAUUAUGUUCUACAAGGGACGUGAUUAUUUUUCUCAAAUCUACAGAAAACCAAAUUACACCAAGCAAAUAUGACUAUAGGUUUGAAUAGACAAUAUACCUCAUCAGAAGAUAGUGAAAAUGCUUAUCACGGUCGUCUUAAUUUGCCUUCU
Molecule: messenger RNA, 2224 nt
Organism: Orbicella faveolata
Lineage: Eukaryota; Metazoa; Cnidaria; Anthozoa; Scleractinia; Merulinidae
Product: SUMO-specific isopeptidase USPL1-like
Biological process (GO): Cajal body organization; protein desumoylation
Cellular component (GO): Cajal body
Molecular function (GO): SUMO binding
Source: RefSeq, a predicted model, not a curated record